AUGAGGCUCGCGCCCCCGUCCCCUCCCCGUCGCGGCCCUAUCCCCUUCCCGUCGCCCCCCCGUCCCCUUUCUGUUGCCUCCCCGUCCCCUUUCCGUCGCCUCCCCGUUGCCUCCCCGUCGCCUUCCCGUCGUCUCCGCGUCGCUCCCGUCGCCUCCCCGUCCCUCCCUUCCCGUUGCCUCUUGUCGCUUCCCCAUUCCCCCCUUCCCGUCGCCUCCACGUCGGCCCCCAGUCGCCUCCCCGUCCCCCCCCCUUCCCGUCGCCUUGUAUUGCCUCCCAUCGCCUCCUCGUCCCCCCCUUUCCAUCGCCUCCGUGUCGCCUCCCGUUGCCUCCCCGUCCCCCCCUUUCCAUCGCCUCUACGUCGCCUCUCGUCGCUUCCCCGUCCCCCCCUUCCCGUCGCCUCCACGUCGCCCCCCCCGUCGUCUCCCUGUUCCCCCCCUUCUCGUCGCCUCCGCGUCGCCUCUGGUUGCCUCCCCCGCCCCCCCCUUUCCGUCGCCCCUUCGUCGCCUCUCGUCGCCACCCGUCCCCCCCCCAUCCCAUCGCCUCCCCGUCCCCCUUUCAACCGCCUCCUGUCGCCCCCACGUCCCACCCCCUUCCCCGUCGACUCCCAUUCACCUCCCGCUGCCCUCCACCCCAUACUGACUGCGGUCCGCCCGUAG
Molecule: messenger RNA, 657 nt
Organism: Closterium sp. NIES-65
Lineage: Eukaryota; Viridiplantae; Streptophyta; Zygnematophyceae; Desmidiales; Closteriaceae
Source: the annotation of a GenBank genome assembly